Salvelinus fontinalis (brook trout) is the source of this 1974-nucleotide messenger RNA. It is a transcript of the gene jmjd4, whose product is annotated as jumonji domain containing 4. Gene Ontology annotation, cellular component: cytoplasm; nucleus. Lineage: Eukaryota; Metazoa; Chordata; Actinopteri; Salmoniformes; Salmonidae. The record is from RefSeq and is a predicted model, not a curated record. Gene Ontology annotation, molecular function: sequence-specific DNA binding; histone H4R3 demethylase activity. Gene Ontology annotation, biological process: negative regulation of gene expression; positive regulation of translational termination; protein hydroxylation.
AUGUUCAAGAUGGAUUUUCCUGAACACGUUUACACCACCCCAGUCUUCUUUUCUUCUGACUGGCUCAAUGAGUAUUGGGAUACCUUGGAGGUGGACGACUACCGCUUCGUCUACAUGGGACCCAAAGACUCAUGGACGCCAUUCUACACUGAUGCGUUUUGCUCCUACAGCUGGUCAGUGAAUAUCUGUGGCAGGAAAAAAUGGCUUCUAUAUCCCCCGGGCCAAGAAGAGUUUCUACGAGACAGCCAUGGCAACCUUGCUUAUGACGUCACUGCCCCCGAGCUUCAAGACAAGGGUCAGUUCCCACACUCUGAUGAGGCCUGCCAACCACUAGAGAUCAUUCAGGAAGCCGGGGAGAUCAUUCUUGUGCUCAGUGGUUGGCACCAUCAGGUUUAUAAUUUGGAAGACACCAUCUCUAUCAACCAUAACUGGUUGAAUGGCUGCAAUGUGUACAUUAUGUGGCAGUUUCUUCAGAACGAGCUGUCUGCUGUCCAGAGGGAGAUAGUGGAGUAACACUUGGAGAUACUGUAUGUCAAAAGCAGACUUAUUUUUAAAAAGCUGUGUGGUCUGUAGUAACUGGUUUUGUUUUCCAGGUCAUCAUGAAGUCUUUCUCUGGGAUUGACUACAGGGAGUUUGCCUCUUUCCUAAAGAUCGUCGCUGACAACCGCAUGUCUUUCUUGAGCUCUUGCUCUGGAAACGCCUCCUCAAAUUACCCCCUGCAUCUUUCAGAUACCCUGACCGCGCUGCCUGUGACCUACAGAGGGUGGCUCAUAUUCUAGAAUGCAUGCUCUGCAAAGACUAAGAAACUGGACCAUUCAACUCUGAGCUCACACAGCACCCACCCGUAGCUCGCGCUCCAGCAGGUAUAUCUCACUGGUCACCCCCAAAGCCAAUUCUUCCUUUGGCCGCCUUUCCUUCCAGUUCUCUGCUGCCAAUGAUUGGAACGAACUGCAAAAAUCACUGAAGCUGGAGACCCAUAUCUCCCUCACUAGCUUUAAGCACCAGCUGUCAGAGCAGCUCACAGCUCCCCAUACUGUAUUUAUUUAUUUUGCUCCUUUGCACCCCAGUAUCUCUACUUGCACAUUCAUCUUCUGCACAUCUACCAUUCCAGUGUUUAAUUGCUAUAUUGUAAUUACUUCGCCACCAUGGCCUAUUUAUUGCCUUACCUCUCUUAUCCUACCUCAUUUGCACACACUGUAUAUAGACUUUUUCUACUGUAUUAUUGACUAUUUUUGUUUAUUCCAUGUGUAACUCUGUGUUGUUGUAUGUGUCAAACUGCUUUGCUUUAUCUUGGCCAGGUCGCAGUUGUAAAUGAGAACUUGUUCUCAACUAGCCUACCUGGUUAAAUAAAGGUGAAAUAAAAAUAAUAAAAAAAUAAAUGAAAUUUUACUGCAGCAGAUUAAAGAAACCAUACACUCCACUAGGGGGCAGCACUCCCUUUGCCGGGAGUUGGCCACUGUAUCCCUUUCUGAGCAUCUUUAUCAAUACAUUUGGUUGAUAAGGCUUUGGUUUCAGAGAUAGGUAGCCCAAAUAACUUGCCUGAUGUCUUGAAAUACAUAUGUUUAUGAAUGUUUUGUGUGAAUGAGAUGUUGAGAAAAUGAGAAACAUCCAUACUUUGUGUCCUUGUAUGUUUAUUACACCAGAGAUGCAUAGUAAUAUUUCUGACAAUAGCUAGUAAAUGGUGGUGCACAACUGGCAAACAGCAUAGUUUCAAGGAAGAUAGGAAAAUUAUAAUUUCAGAAAGUCUAUCUAAAGCAAUUUCAAUACUGCAAACAAAGUAAAACUAUUGUCAGAUAUGGCUGCUAGUGGUACCAGUUAAAUACUGUAUUAGAUUAAUUUGGAAUGAGAAGAUGUAACUAUGGACCCUAUCCAUGUAGAAAUUAUAUGGCUCUUUUGACUCUCUUUUGGCUCUUUUGUUUGUUUCAUAUUCAUAUUGUUUCAUAUUGUUGGGGUCAAUAAAUACCUCUAUCCUCA